Molecule: messenger RNA, 2551 nt
Organism: Hydra vulgaris (swiftwater hydra)
Lineage: Eukaryota; Metazoa; Cnidaria; Hydrozoa; Anthoathecata; Hydridae
Source: RefSeq, a predicted model, not a curated record
CUCGAUUUAUACAUUUAACUACAAUUCACAUUUAACUAGAAACAUCAGUAAUGGAAAACUAAAUGUACCUCCUUAUAAAACUUUGAGGUAUGGUAAGUAUUCAAUUACACAUCAGUGCAUCAGUGAUUGGAAUCGAAGUCUUGUGUGCAUUGUGAAUGAGUUUGAAAAGAAUAACCAUUCUUGUUUUGGCGAUGACAAUAAAAACAUUGUGGAUGUUGCUUUAAUCAGAGAAAAAAAUAAUAUUGAAUAUAGUAAAUUUCAUGAGUAUGCACCAUUAACUGACACUCUAACUGCACCUUCUAAAAAUCUAAUCAAAGAUUUGUUUAAUGGAAGCAAAGACAAUUCAGAUAAAAAAGGCAAAAGAGCUAGAAGAUAUGUUCUUCAAGGAGACAAAUGGAAUAAAACUAAUAUUACUUGGAGACUUUGGAAUAUUAAUAAUAAAAGCUUAACACGCAAUGAUGCAGAAAAUACACUACAAAAAGCUUUUAAUCUAUGGGAAGAUUAUUCGAACUUAAAAUUUCAAAAACUUAAUUUAAGUUUAAAAAGUGAAGCAGACAUAGAGAUAAAGUUUGUAGAAAAGGAACAUGGUGAUUAUCAGUUUAAAGAACUGAACUAUCAAAACUAUGCACAUUCAUUUUAUCCUAAGGAGGGCAAAGAGAAUUCAGGUGAUAUUCAUUUAAAUAAUGAAUAUAAUUUCACUACAGAUUUGUUAUUUCGUGUUGCUGUUCAUAAAAUUGGACACAGUUUAGGUUUGGCUCACACAACUGUCUUGGAUGCAGUCAUGAAUAUAGACUUUAUUCAAAAAAAUAUAACCAGGUUUAGCAAUGAUGAUAUCUUAGGAAUAAAGGCUUUAUAUGGUGUGAAAUCUAAAUACAUAAAAAAAAAUAAUGAAGAUACAAUACCGUUGUUGUCGUCAUUAACUUUUGGUUUACCAAAUAAUCCUAGGCCUGGGAAAUGUCAUGAUAUUGUUGCAGAUUUAGGAAGAUGCCGAAUGGCUGAUAUAAAUAUUUGCAAGGAUGAUUCCCAUUGCGUUAAAACAGAUGAAAAGUGUUGUAGAGAUGGAUGUAGACUUGUUUGCACUAAAAAUUUUAAAAAAGAUUUUCCUGUAAUAAUGCAAAAAGGCAAACAGCAUAUUAUUGUUGCAGCAGUAUUGAUUCCUCUUUUAGUUGUUUUUGUUGUUGCUGCUGUUGCAAUCAUAAAAAAAAGAAGAAAUCUAAAAUCUCACCAACUGCUUCAUCCUUACAAGAAGAAGAAUGGUGUUGAAAAAUUAUUAAAGAAAAAUUGGGAGAUUUUUCCUGAAAACAUCACAAUUGGCAACCCAAUUGGUAAGGGGGCGUUUGGUACUGUCUGCAUAGGAAAAAUUAACUCUUUUGUUUUUUCAAAAGGAAAUAAUCCUAAUAAAAAGUUUCUUGAUUUCAAGAAUGAAUCAAAUGAAUCAACUACAAAUGUUGCAGUGAAACUUUUAAAAAAUAAUGCAAGUCAAUCAGAAUUUAAUGAUUUUAUUGAAGAAAUUAAUUUAAUGAAAGAAAUUGGAUUCCAUAAGAAUGUUGUUAACAUGAUCGGUUAUUCUACAGUUAAAAAACCCUAUUUUAUAGUUUUUGAGUUUAUGGAAAAUGGAGAUUUGUUGCAUUUCUUGAGAAAUAGACGGAAAAAACUUAUUGCAUCAAAAGUUCAUGGAGAGUUAUCUAAAAAUUUUGUAUACCGUGAAAGCUACCAACAAUCUCUUGAGAAAAAGAUAAAUGAAAGUUGUACCCCUGGGUUGUUAUCAUUUGAUAAUAAUGAAGAUAAGAAUGAAUGGAUAACACCUGAUGAUCUUCUUUAUUUUGCCUGGCAAGUGGCAUCUGGAAUGGAAUAUCUUUCAAAUAAAAAGUUAGUUCAUCGAGAUCUGGCAGCAAGAAAUAUUUUGGUAGGAGAUGAGAAAAACGUUAAAAUAUCAGAUUUUGGUUUAUCUCGAAAAAUCAAUAAUGAAUUAAUUUACAUCACAGAAAAACAUUUUCGUUUACCAAUCAAGUGGAUGUCAAUUGAAGCUAUAAAUGACCAAAUGUUCACAACAUUUAGUGAUGUGUGGGCAUAUGGUGUUGUUUUAUUUGAACUUGUUACCUUGGGAGGGACACCUUAUCCAACAAUAAAUAAUUCUGAUCUUUUCACCCUUUUAUGCUCUGGUUACAGAAUGGAAAGACCAGCAAAUUGUUCGCAAUCUAUGUAUGAUAUCAUGUUGCAAUGCUGGAAUGAAGAACCUUUGCAGCGACCUAGCUUUACUGAAUUACGUGAACGUUUUGAUAAAAUACUAUCUGAAGCUAUUCCAUAUUUCAGCUUUGAUAUAGACGAAACAAAUCUAUAUUACAGCUCUGCCUCCUUUAAAAGUGUACCGUUAGAAACAAAUGAUACCCAAGUAAAAAAAUGAUCUUCUAAAAAUUGUGCUCCUAGAAUUAAUUAGUAGUAAUUAUAAUAAAAAUAAUUUUUUAUUAAGGAUGGAAUGAAUAAUUUGUAUCACUCAUUUUCUAGAUUUUUUUUUUUUAACUAUUUUUUAUAUAUUUUAAAACCGUUUUAA